AUGCAAAAUCCGGAAAUCGGCUGGUGUGAUCCUCCACCUGAAAUGAUACGGACGACUGCUGAGGCUUCUGAUCUACCGCAGCGCCCAGUGGCCUCACCAGACAGCGCCUCAUUAUGCGAUGCUUGGAAGAAGACUACACAGGCACUGUCGGAUCUGAUUGCCUUGGGUGGCCAGAAGAAUGCCAGGAUAGCGCUUACCACGCUAGAUGCUCAGCACCAAAGGCUGCGACUGUGGGCAGAGAUCAUUGGUGUGGUCAAUGGACAAGUUGACAAUUAUCUUAACAUUGCCAAGCUGAGAGACAUUCUCCAAGCAAUUCAUGGACACAUCAAUAGUGCCAUGACCUUUAAGGGCCCGGAGACAUUAGGAAUUUGGUGCUCACCUGCAAUGCUCAAGGUUUUCAUCGAGGGAUUAAAUCGUUUUCAGCGGCAGCUACAACCAUUUCUUCGUGAAGACCAGCGGACCCAAUAUCGGAGAACCACGCGAGAGCUGGCUUUGGAGCUCUUGUGCGCAGACUCAAUUUCAGAGCUGGAAGACAUUGAAGCAGCCUGCGAGAUCCUCAUGGACAAGGAGAAUAGAGGCUCUCAAGAGCUGCUGAGUCUGGUCCAGAAGCGUCGAAAGCUGCUAAACAUUGCCACGGCUGUCUUUGUUGAACCAUCAGCAGAUGGGUCUCAGCGCUCGAGAGCAUAUCUAAAACAAGCAAGAAAUCUUACUGGUCUGUGGGACGAGAUGAAUGACCGCACUAUAGGUUUAUGGAAAGCUGGAGGAGAAAGACAUGUGUACGUUGAGUGGAAAAGUAUCUCCGGCGAGGAGUCUUUUGAUAGGAAAGACGUGAUCUACGAGCGAAUACAGGAUCUUGCUGAUGUCUUGAGCUCAGAUAUGGGGCUCAGCGUGCUGCCUUUCAUAGGCAUUAUUCAGUUACGCUUGAAGGAGAUUGACGAUCAUUGGGGCUUCAUUUACGAGCUGCCUGAAUCCACAAGGCUUGACGCAAGGACUCAGCUGAUGCCAAACACACUGCGCGAUCUCUUGAAGCUCAACGACACAUUCUUACCUUCACUGAGUACUAGAGUGCAGCUCGCGCUCCGGUUGGCUUCUUCGCUACUGAACCUACACUCGAUCGGCUGGCUGCACAAGAACGUGAGGAGUGAAAACGUCAUGUUCUUCCCUGAGAAUCCAUCCCAACGGAGUCUAAAGCGACCACGGUGGGUGGGCUUAACGUAUGCGCGAGGCGAUACGGACUUCGAUGCAAGGUUUUCAGAGCGCACGGCAUGGUGA
This is a messenger RNA of Bacidia gigantensis, 1272 nucleotides long. RefSeq lists its product as uncharacterized. The transcript is spliced from 2 exons. NCBI's taxonomy places the organism in Eukaryota, Fungi, Ascomycota, Lecanoromycetes, Lecanorales, Ramalinaceae. The record is from RefSeq and is a predicted model, not a curated record. The coding region runs from base 1 to 1272 and encodes 423 amino acids.